Esox lucius (northern pike) is the source of this 612-nucleotide messenger RNA. It is a transcript of the gene apoc1, whose product is annotated as apolipoprotein C-I. Gene Ontology annotation, molecular function: phospholipase inhibitor activity; fatty acid binding. The transcript has 4 exons. Lineage: Eukaryota; Metazoa; Chordata; Actinopteri; Esociformes; Esocidae. Bases 81 to 344 code for a protein of 87 amino acids. Gene Ontology annotation, biological process: negative regulation of lipoprotein lipase activity; negative regulation of very-low-density lipoprotein particle clearance; negative regulation of lipid catabolic process. The record is from RefSeq and is a predicted model, not a curated record. Gene Ontology annotation, cellular component: high-density lipoprotein particle; extracellular region; very-low-density lipoprotein particle.
UAUAAAGAGGGACUGUUGCAGACUCUGAAACACAUUGCAUUUAUUUUCUCUCUGAGACGGGAAAACAGUCAACAUUCAAGAUGAAACUGUCCAUUGCCAUUGCCGUGUUAAUGCUUGUGUUUGCUGCUCACACAGACGCUCAGGAAGCAGAGAAGUCCAUUGAAGACCAUUUCACUGAGUUUGGUGCUAAGCUGAAGGAGUUUACUGAUGGCAUAUCCGUUAAAACCAAGGACGUGGUGGACAAGGUUGGGGACAGUGAGUUUGUCACCAAAACCAGGACCUGGUUCACUGAGCAGUUUGAUAAGUUAAAGACCAAGAUGGAUGAGACUUUCCAAAAGCAGUAGUAAGCCUGUUCACCUCUGACUGAACCUGCCUUCCCGCCUGCCUGGCCUUGGAUCUGACCCAGAGAACUCUCCUGUCACCCUUUUUGCUUCGUCUUGUCUGGUAACAUGGUUGCCAUUGUGCUGACGGGUGUGUUGUGUCAACAAUCAACAGUUACAUUCAUCCUUUAUGAAGAGACUAAAGUCUUAUUAAUGUGUUUUGCUAUAAAAACAAUGCCAACGGUCAAAUGGAACACAAAUGAACAAUAAAGAUACAUUUGUGAUAAUACAA